CAAGAAAGAUUUGUACCCGGAAGUGACAGUGCUGUAGUUGAAAGGUAACGUCAGACUUAAGAUUCUGUGCAAGUUAUUGCGAUAUUUGGUUCCUGGAUGUAUGUCAAAUGAGUGCUGUACUGUCUCUUCACGGUGAUUAUGACAUGAAUUGUAAAACGACGUCGACAGACGUCGCUUUUCCUAUUUUAAUGUUAGACCUAUGGUUGUAACCUCGCUCUAUAGUUAGCCAGCUAGGUAGCAUAACAUUAAUCAGCCGACGACAGAACGACGAAUCGGACGUUUCUGCUUUUCUCUCUGCUAUCUUCAAAUAAGUAUUUUAUCAAAAUGAUAUCAGAAGGCAGUUCCUUCAUAAAGGGCAUGGUACUGGGAGCUGUAUUUUGCCUGCUGCUUUCCAUAAUGGGGAGUUUCAGUCCAAUUCAGCCCAGCUCUUCAGAUGGUGAAGAGGAGCACCACCAUCACCAUGUCAUUGCUCCAAGCAACAAGGAUAUGCAGAAGCUGACUGAGGCACAGAUGCUGGAACUCGGCCAAAAGGUGCGGGUGUAUUGCAUCAUCAUGGUCACGCCCAAGAUCCUGGUCUACUGGGCGGCAGCAAAUGACACCUGGGCUAAGCAUUGUGACAAGACCGCCUACUACAGUUCUGAAUCAUCCAAAGCCUUAGAGUCGAUAGACCUGCAAGAGCAGGAUGAGUGGACCAGGAUACGCAAAGCCCUGACGCAUGCGUAUGAGAAUGCUGGGGAUCUGCGCUGGUUCUUUAUGGCACGCCCCACCACGUUUGCCAUCAUUGAGAACCUGAAAUACCUGAUCCUAGACAAGGACCCGACCCAGCCCUUCUAUCUGGGUCGCUCUCAGAACUCUGGGGAACUUGACUACGUGGAGUAUGACAGUGGCAUUGUGUUCAGCUACGAUGCCCUGAAGCGGUUGAUGGAGGUGCUGAAGAACGAGGACCUGUGCCCGGAGCGGGGACGUGCCCUGUGGAAGGUGAGCGAGGAGAAGCAGCUGGCCAUCUGUCUGAAGUAUGCGGGGGUGUUUGCAGAGAAUGGGGAGGAUGCUCACGGCGUAACUCUCUUCAACAGCCAGAGCAUCAAUACCCUCAUCACAGAGAGCAUCGCCCAAAACCCUGACAAAGUACUGGAGACCUGCUGCUCAGACAUGGCCAUUAGCUUCAGUGGGAUGUCGCCCAGCCAGAUGCAGGUCAUGAUGUACGGGGUUUACAGGCUCAGGCCGUAUGGACACGACUUCCAUGAUUCAAUGAUGUUUCUGCCGCCGAAGGGGUCCGAUAAUGACUGAUUCAUGUCUUUGUUUUCAGCUGAGUAAUAGAGAACGAAACAGGUCCUGGGACAUUAGGCCUGUACGCUCUAGGGCAGUGGAGGAUUGUAACUCACAUCGUGAUUGGAUGGAGUCAGAUUGUGUGGAAUGUCAUGUUCACAGAAAUCAGCUUGUGUUAUUGCUUGGGGAAUGUACAGUACUGUAACAUUUAGAAGAUACAAUCAUAAUUCUUCAUACCAAAUCCAAGGGACUAAUAUGAGAAUAAAAUGGUUCAGGAGAGAGCAAAUCCGUUAUCAAGAAUACUUUUAUUUCAGUAGUUGUUUUCUCAUCUGUAUGUUUUCACCUUGCCCUUUAAACGUAGUUCUUUAAGGCUUUAUCAGCACCCCUUGUACUGGAACAGAAGGCACAUAACCCUUGUCAUUUCAAAUAUGUGAAAAACCUGUGAAAUCUCUUCAGGAUUCAUAACACCAUAACAAUGUCUUGGAGAUCACCUGUGACAUUAUGAAAUGUUGAAGUAUUUGUGGAAAGAAAAAUUACAAACCUGCACUAUGAUUUGCUGGAAGUUUACAACUUGAGCCCUGUACAAUAACUACAAGAGGAAGUUUUGUUAAAUUAGAUAUGUCUGGAUUAUUAAGACCUUUCCAGCUUAACAUUGAUAAAAUGUCAGCCUUAAUACAAUGGCACAGAUUUAUUACGCAGAGGUUCUUGUUAGACAACUACUUGUUUGGCCUAAAAUGUUUAUUGUUAUUCCGAUCAUAUUGAUUUUAUACAUAUUUCCUCUAACAUCCACACUUCCACAUUUUUAGUCACUUGUUAGCCUAAUUUCAUGUAUUGUAAUUGGAGAACAAAUCUUGUUUUAAUAUUAUCUCCCUUAUAGUAAGCAAUAUAGUUAGUUUGGUGGCAUGUAAAAAGCAUAUAAGUCACCAAACGGGCAGAAAUUUGAACAGCUAUGACUUAGAAAACAGUGCAUUAGUUGUGUACAGGACUCUGCAUAAGGUUCAGCUGUUGCUGUUGUCACCGUCAUGACAUUACACACAAUCCCAACAAAUUGCUGAGCUAGGCUGUUAGAUAUUAAUUGCAAAAAUACGAUGCCUCAAAUUUUCUAGUGUUCUCUGACCAUUACCUUAAAAUUAACUGAGAGAUAUGAAGGCCUUCUUAAACUGGAACUACUUGAGUGCAACCUGCGGCAGUGGGAUGAGUUUACAAUCAAUCGCAGUCUUGACUUUGUGUUGUUCAUUGACAGUGAUAUUUUGAUUACCAUGAGCCACUUUUUCCCCAACACAGCAUGCAGUUUUGAAUAUGUUAGAGUUGUUUAUCUGAAGAUAUUUAAAAGGGAGAUAAUUGGGUUUUUCUGAAAUUACCAUUUGUCACAUCUGACCACAACUUUCCAAUGAUACUGGCACAUACUUUACCUGUUGCAUCAUCACGUAGGUCAAGCGAAAUACACAUAGUUCACAGAGGCACAUGCUGUGGAAUUGCAGAAUGUAAUGAAAAUGUUAAGGAAUUAGUGUAAGAUUGUGCUGAGGAAGAAAGUACCAUAGACCAAAGACUGUGCACCCAUCACCAGCUAUUUCAUAAAAUGUACAUAAAAAUAAAUCACUGGUGAAACAGUUGUACUAAAUGUGAGGGAUUAUUUAUAAUGAUUUUCUUACAGUUUUUAAACAUGUGCUAGAAAGAGAUUUGGUCACACCCAUUGCAGUGUCUGUACAAACUUUGAUAAUAAACCCUGUGAUCCGACAA
Molecule: messenger RNA, 3006 nt
Organism: Clupea harengus (Atlantic herring)
Lineage: Eukaryota; Metazoa; Chordata; Actinopteri; Clupeiformes; Clupeidae
Gene: c1galt1c1
Product: C1GALT1 specific chaperone 1
Molecular function (GO): N-acetylgalactosaminide beta-1,3-galactosyltransferase activity
Source: RefSeq, a predicted model, not a curated record